AUGGCGCGCUCCGAGUCAGACAACGAUAUCGAUGCCAACUAUGGCUUACUCAACAAUGAGGAAGCUCAGGAUUGGAGUCAUGAUGAGAAGCCUCGAACCAGAUCACACAAAGACUGGCUCAAGGCUUUGCUCUACAUCGCGACAGUAGUCGUUUCGUGCCUGGUUGGACUCUUCAUCGGACAUCAAGUGCAAGACCUCGAUAGGAUCUGUACUCGUCACGUUUCCCAUUAUUCACCUGUUAUCUCGAAUGUCGACAUAACAUUCCAACCUCAGCGGUUUAAUGGCUCGCUGCUCAAGGAGAACAUUUACCGCCAAGAUGCCAGUCCGGAGGUAGAUGCAGCAUGGGAAGCAUUAGGUGUAAAUUACAGAAGUUUGCGAGUUCCGGCCGAGGAAGCAGAAAAGUCUGGACUUGCAUCAGACCAGGUCAAAAUCAGCCAAAAGUAUGGAGGUGGCUAUCCAGCGAAUUACUCACCUGUGAAGAAUCUACUGCGCCAAACACUCUACUAUAACUACGAUUACUACCACAAUCUCGGCCAAGGAGCGUUCAAGAACGACGAUUUUAUCGUCCGACGACACGUCUCACACUGUCUUGACAUCCUGCGACAGCAGCUCAUGUGCACGAUUGAUACUGGAGUCCUCGGUCAAGUCUGGAUCCAUCCUGAUCAUCCCGAGGCGUAUGUGGACUUCAACACACAGCAUCAGUGCAAAAACUUCGAAGCUAUCCGUCAGUAUGCCGAGAAGAAUCAGCUGCCGGCUCAGAUUCCAAAGGAUUUCUUGCAGCCACCAAGGCCCGGUGAUACAAUCUAUGAUGAGAUUCCAUAA
Molecule: messenger RNA, 822 nt
Organism: Aspergillus thermomutatus
Lineage: Eukaryota; Fungi; Ascomycota; Eurotiomycetes; Eurotiales; Aspergillaceae
Product: oxidase ustYa family protein
Exons: 5
Coding region: 1-822 (273 amino acids)
Biological process (GO): mycotoxin biosynthetic process
Source: RefSeq, a predicted model, not a curated record